AUGAUCCGACCGAUUCUACCGAUCCUGGCGUACAUGAGCGUGCUCUCGAGUACGUACUCGCUGCACAUGGCACGCGAUGCCUACAUCAAGCCCCCACCUCCACCACCACCCGCCCAGCUGCUCGACGAGCUGGAUGAUGUGUCCGAGCUGCUGGCGGAGAACGGUGUCGACCUGAUGCGGCCAAUGAUGGGCUCAAGCAGCCACCAGAAGCUGGGCCAUUCCAGUGGUCCCAACGGUGGUAUUGGCGUUGGUAGUGGUGGAGCACCCGUUGGUACCAUCAACCACGUGACAAGCAACGAGUUGCCGGAGUUGAGUCCACCACCAGCACACCUGCCCCUGGUAGGCCUACGUCACGGUCCAAUCGGGCCACUUGUAGGCCAACCACCACGAGGCCUGCAGGAGCUGUUCGGAGUGCAGACAAACUUCGACAUCCGAGCUGCGCAGCAACAACAGCAGCAGCAGCAGCAGUUGGCGCACGGUUCGGCGUCCUUCGAGACCGGCCCGUCCGGUGGUGGGGAUGAUCGUGACGAUGAUGCCGGUGGUGGAAGCGUGAACGUGGGCGUAGAGGAACCACGGUCGGGAGUGAGCAACAAGCGAGCCUCACCGACUGGCGGGCGAAACAAGAUGAUGGCGGACUCUGCGCAGGAUGCCGGCGGUAGCAGCAGCAGUAGUGGUCUGCCCUCGAUCCCGCACGGUAUCGCGAACCAGAUGAUGCUGCGCAGUACACGCGGCCAGCGGCAGUACGACGUACCGCAGAUCGAGUGUCCACCCGCGAUGGAUGGCAUGGAGCGUUUCGCCUGCCCAACACCGGAUCGCCAGGGCCGGUAUCGAUGUAUAGACGACCACGUGCUGUGCGACGGUUUCAUCGACUGUCCCGAAGGCGAGGACGAGGACAGGCAGGCGUGCAUGUUCUACAAGACGACAAAAGCACAUCUCGACGUAUUAGCGGACGCCUUAUUGAGAUGGGCUCGAGGCCGUUAA
Molecule: messenger RNA, 981 nt
Organism: Anopheles nili
Lineage: Eukaryota; Metazoa; Arthropoda; Insecta; Diptera; Culicidae
Gene: jeb
Product: one cut domain family member 3
Exons: 3
Coding region: 1-981 (326 amino acids)
Biological process (GO): positive regulation of MAPK cascade
Cellular component (GO): terminal bouton
Molecular function (GO): transmembrane receptor protein tyrosine kinase activator activity; protein binding
Source: RefSeq, a predicted model, not a curated record